GACCUAUGCAUGGUAGUUCCAUACAUGGCCUUUGUUAUGUGGCUUGAUUUUGUAACUUACUUGAAUCACCACGGUCAUGAUGACAAGAUUCCUUGGUACCGUGGAAAGGAAUGGAGUUACUUGAGGGGAGGAUUAACCACGAUUGAUAGAGACUAUGGUUGGAUCAAUAACAUCCACCACGAUAUUAGAACUCAUGUCAUUCACCAUCUCUUCCCACAAAUCCCACACUAC
Molecule: messenger RNA, 231 nt
Organism: Linum tenue
Lineage: Eukaryota; Viridiplantae; Streptophyta; Magnoliopsida; Malpighiales; Linaceae
Source: the annotation of a GenBank genome assembly